GACGCGUCCGUUUAUUCGUCCAAAGUGUUAGUGGUGGAAGUUAAGUGAAGUAUGGAGCCUGGAAAGAGAAUUCGCAAAGGGAAGGCUGUUGCCAAAAUUACGGAGGAUAAAAGGACUGACGAAGCCGCAGAUGAGCGAGAAGCUCCGAGACCGAAGAAGAUGCACACUGACGACUCUGCUCCUGCUGCUUACGACGGGGAAGUCGUCUCUGAAGUUGUCAAGUAUGAGUCUUCACCCCUUCCAAGAAGGUAUUAUGAUUUAGACACCACAGAGCCAAUCAGCUUUAGUCUAAAAUCACUGGAGGAUCUACAGUCAUGGAGUCCCACAGAUGCUGAUAAAUUUAAUGUCGCUUCAGUACCACUGGCCAGCCGUCGGCCUCCUCUCUGCAACAGCCAAAAAAGGACAUUAGUUUGCCAUGACUUCAUGGGUGGUUACGUGGAGGACAGGUUUAUCCAGGGUGCAGAGGCAGAGACUGUAUACACCUUCUACCAUUGGCAGUACAUUGACAUAUUUGUUUACUUCAGUCAUCAUAUGGUAACUGUUCCACCUGUCUGUUGGACAAAUGCAGCACACAGACAUGGUGUUUCUAUUUUGGGAACAUUUAUCACAGAGUGGACCGAUGGAGCUAAUAUAUGUGAGUCAUUUUUGGAGUCUGAGUCAUCAUUGCAUUCGGUUGCCAACAAACUUGUAGAAAUUGCUCUCUAUUAUGGUUUUGAUGGAUGGCUAAUAAACAUUGAGAACCAGUUAAGUGAGACUGCUGUAAAGAAUCUACCCACAUUUCUGCAAUAUCUGACAGAUAAGAUGCACCAGGCACUUCCAGGCAGUCUUAUUCUCUGGUAUGAUAGUGUACUGGAGACAGGGAAGCUGCAAUGGCAGAAUGAGCUCAACAGUCAGAACAUGGUGUUCUUUAACUCAUGUGAUGGCAUUUUCACGAACUACAACUGGACAGAGGAACACUUGAAGCGUAUGAUAUCCCAGGCUGCUCAUCGGUUGAGUGACAUUUAUGUGGGAGUGGAUGUCUUUGCUCGCGGAGAUGUUGUUGGGGGAAAGUUUGACACACACAAGUCUUUGAAGCUGAUUCGCCAGUAUAAUUUGUCAGCUGCUAUCUUUGCUCCGGGUUGGGUGUAUGAGUGCAAUGACAAGAAGCAAUUCCGACAGACUCAGAGCAAGUUUUGGAGCAUGUUGUAUGAUUACCUUCCAACUCACAGUGUUGCUGUUCUACCUUUUGUCACCUCUUUUUGUCAAGGAUUUGGAAAGUGUUUCUACUUAAAUGGAAAGGCACAAUCAGUGAAAAGCUGGUUCAACCUAAGUGCACAAGAGGUGCAGCCUCUGUUCUUUGACCAGGUUUUAGACACCCCUAAUAACUGCUUACUACGGACUUGUUGCUCCCAAGAUGAUGCCUGGAAUGGAGGAAGUUCCUUAUUAAUAGAGGGUGUGAUCCCAGUCUCUAAGGAUAGUGUGAGUAUUAGACUCUUUUCCCUUCAAGUUCCUGCUCCACCAAGGAUAUUCAUCUCCUUUGUUUACAAAUUAGACCCAUCCUCAAAAGUGAAGGUUGCAGUGCAGCUUGAGGCCAGCGAUGCUCCCCUUUGUAAUUUUAAGGAUAUCUCGUUAGUGGUUCCAGCAAAAAAAUCAGUUUCUAGCCUGAUGCCCGAAUGUUUGUCAGAAGAUGACCCUAUAGUGAAGGAAUUUACCCAAAAUUGUGGAAUGUGGAGUAAUGAGGGCUGGAUUCUAAAAUGUUAUCUUGUGGAACUGAAAGGUUGUUGGCUACAAGAUAUCUUCAUCAACAUCUCAAAGGUGGGGUCAAGAAAUAAUGAAGUACGCUUUGUAAGCAGGAUCGGUGAGAUCAAGGUUUUGGAUGCUGCUCACCUGUCUGAAGUUCAUCCAUCUGUAACAAAUCUAAGCUUGCUUGAUGUGGUCUGGAGGCAAGGAUUUUCAGAUGGUGACACCUUCCAGCUGUAUUUUAAUGGCACUUUUUGCUGGCAGUACUCUUCAGUGGCAGCAUAUUUCAAGAUAUACUGGCGCCUUAUUCAUGGUUCUAAGUCCCAGUCUCAUUCAGGGGAGGAAGUGGAAAAGUGCGCUACUCUCAUUGGUAGAGCCUAUGCCACUGUGUAUCGAGUGAUUGAGCUGCCAGUUCCAAAGGCCCAAAAUGAUGGUUCAUGUUGGAUGGAAUUUCUUGUGGAACCUGUUAGCAAAGAAGGAUUCAUUGUAGACAAGUCCAAGUGGGGAAAGCUAAGACUGAAAUACAGUAUGCCUCCCUGCAAUCUAGACAGUCAAGCAGAUUGCUGAUGGUACCCUCCAACCCACCUAUCCCUCUGCAGUAAAUCAGUCAGCUUUUGGCCAACACGUAUGGCACAGUGUGAAGGCAGUUUAUGACCACUAUUCUCACAAGCUAAAAACAAAAUCUGGCUAGAGCAGCAGUGGCUUUU
This is a messenger RNA of Polypterus senegalus (gray bichir), 2426 nucleotides long. RefSeq names its product endo-beta-N-acetylglucosaminidase (gene engase). Gene Ontology annotation, cellular component: cytoplasm. The transcript has 14 exons. The record is from RefSeq and is a predicted model, not a curated record. Gene Ontology annotation, molecular function: mannosyl-glycoprotein endo-beta-N-acetylglucosaminidase activity. Gene Ontology annotation, biological process: protein deglycosylation. NCBI's taxonomy places the organism in Eukaryota, Metazoa, Chordata, Cladistia, Polypteriformes, Polypteridae. The coding region runs from base 52 to 2286 and encodes 744 amino acids.